Molecule: messenger RNA, 273 nt
Organism: Opisthorchis viverrini
Lineage: Eukaryota; Metazoa; Platyhelminthes; Trematoda; Opisthorchiida; Opisthorchiidae
Exons: 1
Coding region: 1-273 (90 amino acids)
Source: RefSeq, a predicted model, not a curated record
AUGAAUCUACUACCAUUUUGGUCUAGGAUACAGUCCCCAGAAGCGCCAGUAAACAUCAACUCGUUCGAAAGUGUCAACAGACAUGUAAAUUUUAGCAUACGCCACCACGCGUUCGACAAUACCAGUCACCAAACAAGAAUUCCGCCACAAAACCAUGAGCCACGAAGCAACAAACGAACGAUCGCCGACGACUUAGCGGGUUUAGAUGAAAAAGUAUGCAAAUCCACCGAAAAGAAAGAAGACAAGAAGAGAAAGGAUGCAUGGGAGAUGUAG